AUGCAAGAAACGCAGCUGGAUGUAUCCGACGAUCCUGCCGCGGUCCUCAUGCGAUCACGCCGUGAUAUUCAACUUACCUCUACUGUGGAAGAGUAUGUCGUGAUAUUGAUGUUGCCAAAAAGACAUAGAACAUCACUACUUGCUGAAGUGGCUACGGAAGAAAAAAGGGAGCAAGAACAAUUUAUAAAGGGACUGGAGGAACAAAUGGAACGCCCAUGCAAUAUAACACUGACAGUUGUUGGUCACCAAGGAGUCGGAAAGUCAUGCUUGGUGAAACAACUUCAACGGGAAAGUAUCCCAGCGGGCAGACCGGGCUCAACGGAUACUGCUGAGUUUUAUGCACACUACAUGGGCUUCAACCCGAAUACUGGAUACAGGCAGAAAUUGGACCAAAACGGUGAGAUUGAAUGUGGACGCCGGAGAUUAAACAGGAUCAUUCAUAGAUAUCAAAGGGGAUUGGAAGAUGGUGAAGCGCGAGGGAUAGAAAGUAAACAAGACCGACAUGAUAAUAAACAAACCACUGACCCUUCAUCUACGGCCACGCCUGAGCCAUCAGCUGCGUCGGCGUCUGUGCCUUCACCAGCGAAAAUGUCAGAGUUUCAAACUCGGAAUCCCAGUCUUUCUCUGGAACAGAAAGCGGUUAUAGAGGAGGUAAUGCGCCCAGAGGAAAAGGAAACAGGGGAAGUGAAGGGAUUCGUCACCAUAUAUGAUUUCGGCGGUGAGAAGGUGUUCUACAACACCCACCAUUGCUUUCUGUCAAGCAACAUGGUUUUUAUUUUGGUGUUUGACGUAGCCAUGUGUUUGGACCCACACAAAUCAAAAGAGGGUUACGAAAUAACCGAGUUUUGGCUGAUGUCGAUUGCUACGUAUGCUGUUGACAAGGAUUCGCGAGGAAACGGAACCCCACCCAUCAUCCUCGUGGGAUCACACAUGGACCGUGUUUCUGAUGACAAAGAAGAACAGAACAAAGCGUUUCUCACGGUGAUAAACAAAUUGAGAGGGAAGCCCGAAAUCCGUCAUAUUAUGGAAAAACAUGUACAGGAAAUGUUUCAUAUUGCAAACCUGAACGACGAUUCUCAGAAUAAAGAGAUCUACGAUCUGAUUUGGAAAACGCUGAUGAAAGUGGCACCACUGCAAUCUCGUUGGGAAUUACCGGUGCCGGCAAGAUGGCUGGCACUCGAACAUGCUUUGGUAAGGUGUAAGAAGGCAGGAAGUAUAGUCCUGACAUAUGAGGAGUUGAUGGAUGUAAACAAGAACCUUGCAGUGCCAAUACCAACACACGCUAUCAUGGACUUUUUGAAAUAUCUGAAACUUGACGGAUGUUUCCUCUGCUUUGAUCUCCAUACCAAGAGACCAUUCAUUGUUCUCCAACCACAGUGGAUAAUCGACGCAUUCAAAGCCAUUAUCACGGCCCCGACAUUCGCAGCGAAUCUACCGAUCAGUAUGAGACUUCAAUGGGAGGACUAUGAAAAAUCUGGUCUUCUUAAAUUGAGCUUCAUCAAACAACUUUGGGCAGAGAAAUUUCAUGAAAACGAAGACAAACUCUACAUCGCAAUGGAAACUAUUUGUCUUCUUGCCAAACCAUUAACAGAUGUCCCGAAUGAUGAUGUUGACUACUUCAUUGUACCUAGCAUGCUCCAACCAGCCACUCCCGAGAAAAUCAUACCGGUUCUCGAAGAACCCAACACUGUCAGCACCGUCACUCUUUGUCUAAAAUUUGACAAUCAAUUCAUCCCUCCGGCAGUGUGGGAUAAAUUCCUUGCGGCUUGCAUACACAGGUUUCAGCGACUGAAUGAACCCGGUCACGCUGACUUAAACGUUUUACAGCGUGGGUUUGCCUGUUUGUCCAUGAAUUUCAUGUGGAACAUGGUCAUCCACUGUCACAGAAACGCUAUGAAAAUCAAACUAUUCAAGAGGGCUACAACUAAUGUACAGCCAGCAGGAGCUGGUGUCAUUAUUGUAGGCAUUCUAGAAUAUCUUCUCCAACAAGUCCUUGAAUCCAGCCACCAAGAUCACCUAAGAUACCAAUUUUACCUCCAUGAUAACCAUCUUUUCACGCCUGAUGACAAAAUGGCCAGAGUAGAGGAUCUUAGACUGACGACUCAGUUACCAUGUUACGGUUCAAAAGGACAUGGAUUUAUAGAAAGAGAGGAUAUCCUUGACUGGUUUAAACACUCAACUCUAGAGCCGGAAAAACAGAUUCCAAGUGGCAGUUGUGUAAAGAUAAAUGACUUAGAUGAUAGGAAGCCGACCAUCAAAGAAAUUGGUAGAGUCUCUAAAUACAUUGGAAAAUCCUACCAAACGUUCUUUGUCGGGCUUGGCUGUCCUAUUGAGCUAUUGGAGCAGGAGAUGGAAGAGCAUCGCCACCUCACGUUUAGAUCUUGUCUGACGAAGAUCUUCCUUCAACUACGCAACAUGAAGGUAGACAUUAGUUUCGGAAAUUUAGCCGAGGCUAUGUCAAAAAAUGGAAUGAAUCCUUCACAGCUUCAACAUGUCCUUGACGAUAACAGAAAUAAAGAGUUUAAAGAUGAAACUUUGUCGAGGAGCUCCCUGCAAAAAUCUCUGACAGGCACUGAUGUUGAUCUCAUUGAAAAUCAUUCGAAUUUCAAACCGUACUUUAACUUUUUUCUUGAAAUGGGAUUUUCUCCGAAGUCUAUCGACGAGUUCGAUUACCAUUACAGAAACAAGAAACAUCGUGAGAAGAUCAAAGCCAUGCUGAUGGCUUUGAUCGAUGAAAUCCAGCCCCGCCCGAAUUGGAACACACUCCUUUUGGCGAUGGAAGAAUGCAAUAUGGACACAGAAUCUCUGCUCGAAGCCUUGAAGUCAAAAUAG
This is a messenger RNA of Ylistrum balloti, 2832 nucleotides long. RefSeq lists its product as uncharacterized. The record is from RefSeq and is a predicted model, not a curated record. The coding region runs from base 1 to 2832 and encodes 943 amino acids. The transcript has 10 exons. NCBI's taxonomy places the organism in Eukaryota, Metazoa, Mollusca, Bivalvia, Pectinida, Pectinidae.